Salvia splendens (bonfire salvia) is the source of this 1510-nucleotide messenger RNA. Its product is annotated as 60S ribosomal protein L2, mitochondrial-like. Gene Ontology annotation, cellular component: ribosome. Gene Ontology annotation, molecular function: structural constituent of ribosome. The transcript has 2 exons. Gene Ontology annotation, biological process: translation. NCBI's taxonomy places the organism in Eukaryota, Viridiplantae, Streptophyta, Magnoliopsida, Lamiales, Lamiaceae. Bases 87 to 1085 code for a protein of 332 amino acids. The record is from RefSeq and is a predicted model, not a curated record.
GGUAAUCUCUUCUCCGCCUAAAUCCCAAAUAAAAAACCCUACAUUUCUCGUCGGCUUUUUCGCUCGUCAGACACUGUCAAUACAACAUGGCCGCCGUUGCCGCCGCCAGAACAGUCCUCCGUUCCGCCGACACAUCAACUCGCAUUGCCUCGGCGACACGAGCCGCCUCCAUUUUCAGAUCUCCUGCAGAGACUAGCAGCUUCAGCGGAGCUUCAAUUUCUCCGCACCGCGGCCAAUUCGGGAACGCAGAUGGAAGAAACUUCUCAACUAAGACGAGGAAAUUUCGAUUUCAGCGCAGAAUCGAUAUGAAGCGAAGCACUUCGGCUACAGGAAUCGUGGAAAGGAUAGAGUACGAUCCUAAUCGAACUUCUCGGAUCGCUCUAGUACGAUGGGAAGGCGGAGCUCUCCAAGGAAAAUCCAAGGCGGCGGAGGAUAUCGCGCUGCCGGCGAAGAGUCUCGAAUCCACUGUCGCCUUAGCCAGCGGCGCGUUCUCCUUCUCCUCCCUGCCGGGGUUGCUGGAUGACAGAAGCUCAGCUUACUCUUCUAAAGGAGGAAAUAAGCAAACUGCGAAGUCUACAUAUGUAAUGGUUGGAGUACCUUCGUCGAAGAGCUGCUUUAGUGAAGGUUCAAGAAGCAGAAUUACUAACGGGAAGGAUGUUAUUGUCUCUGCUUUCUCUACAAAGGCCAAGGGAGAGAAUGUGGGUGUAUCUGAUGGCUUCCCAAGGAUAGCGGUGGCUGGAUCGAGGCCGGCUUACUUCGUUCUGGGAGAGAAAGAGGAAGUAGGAGGGAAGGAUAAGUUCACUCUUGGAGAGGUACAGAAGUGGAAGAAGGAUAGCGAUCGAUGGAUGCAUAGAAUCAAGCGUAAAGGGGCAGUUUCGUGGUCUAGUUUGAUGGGGCAAGAGAUAUUAAGGCUUACGGGAUUGGAGCCGAGGAAUGGUGGCAAGUCAAAGACUGGGAAGCUCGGUGAUGACCGUGUUCCUGUCACUUAUAUCUUAGCCAGUCAUCAAUUGGGAGAGGGUAACUUGGUGAUGAAUUGGUCCGGAGCUUCGAGUAGCAGCUCGUCUCAAUAUGGUAAUCGGUACUAACUUUGUUUGCAAAUUGAGAACUGAGUAGAAGAAUAACAAAUGCCAAUUUUACUUGUGCUUUGGUUAAGCUUUCUAGUUGAACCUAUCUUUAUAUUAGGGUAAUAUACAGUGUUUGAGCACUUCCUUGUUGCCUUGUGGUGCCAUUUCUCUGUUGCCACUGGGGAACAAUCGUGGGGCGAAAGCAAAGAUUGUGUUGGCUUCAUCGUUCUCUGUUUCUUCUCGUGGUAACAGUUUUUUUUUCCUUCUUGAAUUCCCUUUCAUGGCGUGGAUGGUUUGGCAUUCUGACCAAAUGCUAUGGAGUAGGGGGGGAUAUGUUUGAUCUAGUAUGGAUAAUGGGUUAAUUCAACUGGAGAGAGUGGUUAUAUAAAUGUAUUGCUAUCUUGUAACUGUUGAGGUGAAUGUGAUUCAUGGCGUUUCUUUUUUUA